AUGUGCCCUCACACCAAUGGCGACGUUCACCCCAAUGAUGAGAUGAUCCCUGUCGACGUCUCUUCAGCUCCUCAAGUUGCAGGCUCUGUUUCCACCAAUGGAACUAAUGGACACACCAACGGUGCCAACGGUACCUCAAACGGUCGUCCUGGUCGUCCAUUAAAUCCAUAUGCGCCUCGCUAUGCUGACUUCCUCAGCAAUGUCUCCAAUUUCAAGAUCAUUGAGAGUACUCUACGAGAGGGAGAGCAGUUCGCCAACGCAUUUUUUGACACCAAGACCAAGAUUGCAAUUGCCAAAGCUCUCGAUGCUUUUGGCGUCGAUUACAUCGAGUUGACGUCCCCUGCUGCCUCUGAACAGUCUCGCCUUGAUUGCGAAGCCAUCUGCAAGCUUGGCCUUAAGGCCAAGAUCCUCACUCACAUUCGCUGCCACAUGGACGAUGCCCGAAUUGCGGUUGAAACAGGCGUUGAUGGUGUCGACGUCGUUAUUGGAACUUCAUCUUUUCUGCGCGAGUUCUCGCAUGGCAAGGACAUGACAUACAUCACCAAGACCGCAAUCGAAGUCAUCAACUUCGUCAAGUCCAAGGGCAUUGAGGUCCGAUUUUCGUCCGAAGAUUCGUUCCGAUCCGAUCUCGUAGAUUUGCUUUCUAUCUACCAAACCGUCGACAAGAUUGGUGUUAACCGUGUCGGCAUUGCUGACACUGUCGGUUGCGCGAACCCCAGGCAAGUCUAUGACCUCGUAAGAACUCUUCGCGGUGUGGUUGGAUGCGAUAUCGAAAUUCAUUUGCAUAAUGAUACCGGUUGUGCGAUUGCAAAUGCGUACACCGCACUUGAGGCCGGUGCGACACACAUCGACACAUCCGUUCUUGGUAUUGGCGAGCGUGUCGGUAUUACUCCCCUCGGCGGUCUCAUCGCUUGUUUGUAUGCUGCGAACCCCGACUACGUCAAGAGCAAGUACAACCUCCCCAUGCUUCGUGAGAUUGAGAACUUAGUUGCCGAGGCGGUCGAGGUCAAUGUUCCUUUUAUGAACCCCAUUACCGGCUACUGCGCGUUCACCCACAAAGCUGGUAUCCACGCCAAGGCAAUUCUCAACAACCCCAGCACCUACGAGAUCCUCAAGCCCGAGGACUUUGGUCUUACUCGCUAUGUUUCGAUCGGCCACCGCCUGACCGGUUGGAACGCAGUCAAGAGCCGUGUUGAGCAGCUCAAGCUCACGCUCACUGAUGAGCAGAUCAAGGACGCGACCGCCAAGAUCAAGGAGCUUGCCGACGUACGAACCCAGAGCAUGGAAGAUGUCGACACGGUGUUACGUGUUUACCACUCCGGUAUCGUGAGCGGUGAUCUAAGCGUUGGAGAACCAGAAAAGCUGGACCAGCUUCUGCGCAAGCACCGUGAUUCAUCUGCUACGUCUCAACCAAUAGCUGCUUCGUCGUAG
Messenger RNA from Rhizoctonia solani, 1431 nucleotides. RefSeq lists its product as uncharacterized. NCBI's taxonomy places the organism in Eukaryota, Fungi, Basidiomycota, Agaricomycetes, Cantharellales, Ceratobasidiaceae. Gene Ontology annotation, molecular function: homocitrate synthase activity. Gene Ontology annotation, cellular component: mitochondrion. Bases 1 to 1431 code for a protein of 476 amino acids. The transcript has 6 exons. The record is from RefSeq and is a predicted model, not a curated record.